AUGGCUGAACAUGGGAUUCCGCGAUACGCGCGGAGAGGGGAGCGGACUGAAGAAGCUCGCCAACAAGAGCUUCGCAAGAUCGAAAAGUAUCGAGAACUCGAACGAUCAGUCCGAGAAAAGAUUGCGGCACAGCAGUACACACCAGAAACUCUACAGAAGAUAUCCGAACUGCUAAGCAGCAACCCUGAGUAUUACACGAUAUGGAAUUAUCGUCGUCAAGUCCUGCGAAGCGAAUUCUCGCGUGCAGAAUCUAGCAACUCCAACGAAACGGCAGCAGAACAGAUUGCUUCCUUGAUCAAAAGCGACUUGCUGUUUCUUAUUCCCUUGCUCAAGAGUUUUCCUAAGUGCUACUGGAUUUGGAACUACCGCGUCUGGCUUUUAGACGAAGCCAAGCGUCUUCUUCCUGCUUCGAUUUCCCGUCGAUUUUGGCAAGAGGAAUUGGGCCUGGUCGGCAAGAUGCUCAACCUGGACAGUAGGAACUUCCACGGCUGGGGUUACAGACGAUUUGUCAUAGAGACUCUUCGGCAGCUCAAGUCCGCAGAGCAACCCAGCGAAGACAUGACCCAGGCUGAAUUUGACUACGCAAAGAAGAUGAUCGGCGCCAACCUGUCGAAUUUUUCUGCUUGGCACUAUCGUACCAAAUUGAUCCAGCGACUGCUAAACGAGCGAUCAGCCAGCGAUGAGGAGCGGAGAAAGAUGCUCGAUGACGAGUUGGAAUUGGUCCAUCGUGCCUUGUGCGACCCAUAUGACCAGUCAUUGUGGUUCUACCACCAGAACUUAAUGUGCGUCUUUGAUCCGAUGGCAGCGGCGCAGACAAUGGCACCGAAUCUCAGUGACUCGGAACGCUUGGAAUACCUCCGACAAGAGAUUGAAGAAAUUGAAGACAUGCUAGAUGGGGCGGAAGACUGUAAAUAUCUCUACCAAGCCUUGAUCGACUGUACGUUGUUGGCUUGGAAGGUGGAGGGAAUAACUCCCGCUGAUACGCAGAAACGGGCGGUAUUAAAGUGGCUUGCGGAGUUGAAGAAGCUGGACCCGCUGCGACAGCAACGGUGGCUGGAUUUUGAACAGUCACUUGCCUGCUGA
Messenger RNA from Aspergillus uvarum CBS 121591, 1083 nucleotides. RefSeq names its product Rab geranylgeranyltransferase BET4. Gene Ontology annotation, biological process: protein geranylgeranylation. NCBI's taxonomy places the organism in Eukaryota, Fungi, Ascomycota, Eurotiomycetes, Eurotiales, Aspergillaceae. The transcript has 4 exons. The record is from RefSeq and is a predicted model, not a curated record. Gene Ontology annotation, cellular component: cytoplasm; Rab-protein geranylgeranyltransferase complex. Gene Ontology annotation, molecular function: Rab geranylgeranyltransferase activity. Bases 1 to 1083 code for a protein of 360 amino acids.